Messenger RNA from Phymastichus coffea, 1007 nucleotides. RefSeq names its product trypsin-like. The transcript is spliced from 4 exons. Lineage: Eukaryota; Metazoa; Arthropoda; Insecta; Hymenoptera; Eulophidae. Gene Ontology annotation, molecular function: serine-type endopeptidase activity. The record is from RefSeq and is a predicted model, not a curated record. Gene Ontology annotation, biological process: proteolysis. The coding region runs from base 21 to 890 and encodes 289 amino acids.
UAACGGAGACUCACGAACAUAUGAUUAACCAUUCGUUAACUGUCACCAUGAUUCAGUUUCCGGCGUAUAUUUUCUUGAUUACUCAAGUAUUCAUUUUGAUCAAAGCUGAUCCACUUGAGGGUAAACAUGUUUUUCCAGUAGAACCUCCACAAUUCCCUUUCAUUGUGUCACUUAGACAAAAGAGUUUUCAAGAUAUAUUAACCAGUCAACACUUCUGUACCGGUUCACUUAUUACACAGAAACACGUUAUAACAGCUGCACACUGUUUUCAAGAAAGAAUAGAAUUUGAAGUCGAAGCGAUCGUUUCCCAGCAAAAUUGGACAAGGCCCUCCUUGAGUUACGAAAUCGAUUCAUGGUUAACAUAUAACUCAUGGGCUCCAGCAAAUGGAAAAACUAUCGAGUUUCCAAUAAAUGAUGUGGCAAUUGUUAAGUUAUCAUUACCGAUAUGUCACGAUGGUAUAACACCUGCCCACCUCACGAAUUUAAAUAACAAACAACUCUACGGAACAAAGGCAAUGAUAGUUGGCUGGGUAGGCAUAUAUGAUAAUUCAUCUACAAUGCACUUACUGCAAGGAAAAGUAACAAUAUUAAGACCCUCCAAGUCCGAGCAUCUGAUAAAAUUGGUGGCUAAUAGGAAAAUUAAAGUAAACGAAAAUUAUCUAGCUACGUUCGCCAAACCAUAUAUACUCGCAAGUUGUGGUGAUAGCGGUGGACCGCUUUUGGACAACAACAAUUUUCUUGUAGGUAUCACACGAAGUACAUGUCCCAAAAUAUAUUGGGGUGACUUCCCUGAGGAGUUUUUAAAUCAUUAUAAAAUUAAUCUUCAUUCAAGUGUCGAUUACUAUAGAGAAUUCAUUGAAAAUGUGACUACAUUAGCUGAAGUACAAUAAGAUACCAUUUUCCUUAUCGAUGCCGUAGAUAUGUACUUUAAAAAAUAGAUUGUAAACAAUUGGAAUUGUAAUAAAAAGGUAUCUACUUGAAGACGCAUUAGAUAGAAACAUUUUCAA